ACUCUCCUCCUCCUCCCGAAUUACUCCAAGAAAGCAAAAGACGAAAAGCUCUCAUCUUUUUUGUCUUUCUCACGAAGAAGAGUAGAAGUAAAAGACAAGACCAGACCAACAUCAGCUUUCUCUGUAUUGAAAUCGUGUGAUUGUCUCCCAAUCUUUUUCAAUUCUGGUAGACUGUUUUUACCUUUUGCUAAAAGGCAUUGCUCUUUUGUUCUUGGAAUGUGUCAUUUGGCUUUGGUGAUCACAAAUGACAUGUCAACAACAUUUGGGAGCCUCUAGUAGUAGCUGACUUGGUGCUUUUCAGCUUUCUUACUUUUUGAGUUAGAUGGACGUUUCUUCCAUUGGUCGAAAUACAUCCCAAACUGAUCAAGAUCCUUUGUUGAUGGAGGAACGCCACCAUAACCACGAGCACAUCGUUGACAUCACUAGCAACGACGACGACGACUCUUCCUCGUCAAGAUCUUCUCUCGAUGAGCUUACUCCGCAUCGUCAACUUCAAGAGAGGGCAUCAUCAUCUAACGCUACACAACUCCCACCUCCUCCUUCUCAGCAAAGAGCAGAUGGUGGCCGCGCUAGUAGUACUAGUACUAGGAGGAGUCCAUUGAAUUCUGGCCUUUGGAUUUCUGUUGAGUUUGUUGUCACCGUGGCUCAGAUUGUUGCUGCCAUUGUUGUUAUGGUUCUUGCUAAAGAUGAACAUCCCGAAGCCCCGUUGUUUACAUGGGUUGUUGGUUAUACCUCUGGCUGUGUUGCCACUCUCCCUAUUCUCUAUUGGCGUUUUCGCACUUAUAACCGAGGCACAGGCGGCCAAGAUUCUUCACAACGUGGUAGUACUUCUUCUACUCAAGGCAGUAAUAAUAACCCUUCGGAGUCCACACCAUAUACACCCGUCUCUGCGGAUCAAGUGCCACCAGACGAAGAAAACACCACCAUUAGGAACAAUCAAGUUGGGGAUAGCUUAAGAACAAGAUUGAAUGGGCUGGUGGACCAUUUCAAGAUGGCCAUUGACUGUUUCUUUGCGGUGUGGUUUGUUGUGGGGAAUGUAUGGAUCUUUGGAGGUCACUCCUCUCCUUCUGAUUCUCCUAAACUCUACAGGUUAUGUAUAGCGUUCCUUACUUUCAGUUGCAUUGGAUACGCAAUGCCUUUCAUACUAUGCGCAGCCAUAUGUUGUUGCUUGCCUUGCUUGAUCUCUGUUCUCGGGUUUCGAGAAAACUUCUCACAAACAAGAGGAGCCACUGCUGAGGCCAUCAACGCACUGCCUGUCUACAAGUUCAAAUUAAAAAGCAGAAAUGAUCUGGAGUUUUCAGAGGAAGGUGAAGGUGGCUUUCUUCUACAAGGGUCUGAGAAGAAACGUCUUAUAUCAGGCGAAGAUGCCAGCUGUUGCAUCUGCUUGGCCAGAUAUGGAGACGACGAAGAAGUAAGAGAGCUGCCAUGCUUGCAUGUCUUUCAUGUGGACUGUGUAGACAAAUGGCUUAAAAUCAAUGCCACUUGCCCUCUCUGCAAAAAUGAGGUCGGAGAAAGCAGCACUAGUUCUUCCUCUUCAUAGACUGAAAAGUGAGACCUCUCCCACAUCGAGUUUGUGUUGUGUAUAAAUAGUCUUUCAGACUUGUAUAGUUGAGAGAUUGUUUUAUUCAUUUUGGUUUGUUCCAAGAGCUGUAACUUUCCCACAUCAAUAAAUCUCCAAAAUAAUGGUGUUUAUA
Brassica oleracea var. oleracea is the source of this 1694-nucleotide messenger RNA. Its product is annotated as E3 ubiquitin-protein ligase At1g63170. Bases 323 to 1540 code for a protein of 405 amino acids. The transcript has 5 exons. NCBI's taxonomy places the organism in Eukaryota, Viridiplantae, Streptophyta, Magnoliopsida, Brassicales, Brassicaceae. The record is from RefSeq and is a predicted model, not a curated record. Gene Ontology annotation, molecular function: zinc ion binding.